AUGAAGGGGGCAACUCAUUACCGAGUUUGCUUAACUGGCAGGCACAAGACGAGGUUACAUAUUGGGCAGUUGGUGAAGGACACCUCAGCUAAACUUAAGCAAGCUAGUGAAAUAGAUCAUCAUGUUGAAGUUGGUGCCAACAAGAAGAUUACGGAUGCUAAACUUGCUAAAGAUUUCCAAGCAGUUCUGAAAGAAUUCCAGAAGGCUCAGUGUCUUACAGCUGAAAGAGAGACAACAUAUAGUCAUUUUGUACCUAAAGCAGUUCUUCCUUCAAGCUAUACAGCCAGUAAGGUUGACAUAAGUUCAGUCAAGAAUCAAGAACAACGUGCUCUUCUUAUUGAAUCCAGAAGACAAGAGGUGGUACUGUUGGAUAAUGAGAUUACCUUCAAUGAGGCUAUCAUUGAAGAAAGAGAGCAGGGAAUCCAAGAAAUCCAACAUCAAAUUGGGGAGGUAAAUGAGAUUUUUAAAGACCUUGCUGUGCUGGUCCAUGAGCAAGGAACUAUGAUUGAUGAUAUUGGCUCCAACAUUGAGGGUGCUCAUGCUGCGACUGCUCAAGGAAAGUCUCACCUUGCAAAAGCAGCAAAGACGCAGAGAUCAAAUUCAUCGCUGGCCUGCUUGCUAUUGGUGAUAUUCGGCAUCAUACUUCUCAUCGUAGUCAUAGUCCUUGGUGCUCGAUCAGAACCCUGUGUGAGUUAGAUGAUACUAGUGGUAUCGGAGUCUUCCCAGCAAUGAGACGGUACCGCCUAGCUAGUCUCUUCUAUGGCUUUGUCUCGUGACUCUCACCAGAACAUCUUUGUGGACUUAUGUGUUGAUCUUCUUGAGUCUCAGUAUCAACCAAAGCAUUACUGUAUCUUGGCAUCAUAGUGCAGUUUUUAUUCAGUUUGGGCAUGGGG
Molecule: messenger RNA, 893 nt
Organism: Rhododendron vialii
Lineage: Eukaryota; Viridiplantae; Streptophyta; Magnoliopsida; Ericales; Ericaceae
Product: syntaxin-22-like
Exons: 7
Coding region: 1-696 (231 amino acids)
Biological process (GO): intracellular protein transport; vesicle fusion; vesicle-mediated transport
Cellular component (GO): SNARE complex; endomembrane system; membrane
Molecular function (GO): SNAP receptor activity; SNARE binding
Source: RefSeq, a predicted model, not a curated record